Messenger RNA from Naumovozyma castellii, 906 nucleotides. RefSeq names its product pyridoxal 5'-phosphate synthase subunit PdxS. The record is from RefSeq and is a predicted model, not a curated record. Bases 1 to 906 code for a protein of 301 amino acids. Lineage: Eukaryota; Fungi; Ascomycota; Saccharomycetes; Saccharomycetales; Saccharomycetaceae. The transcript has a single exon.
AUGGUUGCAAACACAAACGUCGAUUUUAAAGUGAAAAGUGGAUUAGCUCAAAUGCUGAAAGGUGGUGUCAUUAUGGAUGUUGUAACACCCGAGCAAGCACGUAUUGCUGAGAAAGCAGGCGCUUGUGCUGUUAUGGCAUUAGAAAGUAUUCCGGCUGAUAUGAGAAAAUCUGGUAAAGUGUGUCGUAUGUCUGAUCCAAAAAUGAUUAGAGAAAUCAUGGCAGCCGUUUCAAUUCCAGUCAUGGCCAAGGUCCGUAUUGGUCAUUUUGUGGAGGCCCAAGUGUUAGAAGCUUUGGAAGUGGAUUAUAUUGACGAGAGUGAGGUACUAACCCCCGCAGAUUGGAGUAAUCAUAUCAAGAAGAAUGAUUUUAAGGUUCCAUUUGUAUGUGGUGCAAAGGACUUAGGAGAAGCAUUGAGAAGAAUAAAUGAAGGUGCCGCUAUGAUUCGUACCAAAGGAGAAGCUGGUACCGGAGAUGUAUCUGAGGCUGUUAAGCAUAUCCGUAAGAUCAGAGCUCAAAUUCAAGAAUUUGGAUCUCUGUUGAAUUCUCCCGAUGAAUUACGUACCAAAGCUGAAGAAUUAAGAGUCCCAACAGAUUUAUUGAAAUCGACCUUAGAACAAGGUAAACUACCUGUUGUCAACUUUGCUGCAGGUGGAGUUGCUACACCAUCUGAUGCAGCUUUAUUAAUGCAAUUAGGUUGUGAAGGUAUAUUUGUUGGUUCAGGUAUCUUUAAAUCCUCAGAUCCUGAAAAUUUGGCACAAGCAAUCGUUCAGGCAACCACUUAUUACAAUGAUCCUCUUAAAUUGCUUCAAGUUUCUAGCGACUUGGGGGACUUGAUGGCCGGUGUCUCUAUUGAAUCCAUUAAUGCUGAUAAAAAGGGGACUAGGCUAUCAGAAAUUGGAUGGUAA